UCAUGUCGACUUUUCUGGAAACAUUCACACGGAUGCCAUGGUUACUCCUACCACGAUCUUACAGGUGAACAAGGUGAUGUCCAUCUUGUUUUAUGUGAUAUUUCUUUCUUAUCUUCGUGGCAUCCAGUCUACCAACAUGGAUCAAAGGAGUUUGCCAGAAGAUUCAAUAAAUUCUCUCAUUAUAAAACUCAUUCAGGCAGACAUUUUGAAAAACAAGCUUUCUAAGCAGAUAGUAGAUAUAAAGGAAAACUAUCAAAACACAGUGAAGAAAGUAGAGACUCAGCAGGACGUGGAUGGAGAUGAAAAUGUGAAAUCUGACUUCCAGCCAGUUAUCUCAAUGGAUACAGAUCUCCUAAGGCAGCAGAGACGCUACAACUCUCCCCGAGUCCUCUUGAGUGACAACACACCGCUGGAACCACCACCGCUGUACCUCAUGGAGGAUUAUAUUGGAAAUUCAGUGGUGAUGAACAGAACCUCUCGGAGGAAAAGAUAUGCGGAGCACAAGAGCCAUCGAGGGGAAUACUCCGUUUGUGACAGUGAAAGCUUAUGGGUCACGGACAAAUCAUCUGCUAUCGACAUUAGAGGACACCAGGUAACUGUGCUGGGAGAAAUUAAAACAGGCAACUCUCCAGUUAAGCAAUACUUUUAUGAAACAAGGUGUAAAGAAGCCAAGCCUGUUAAAAAUGGCUGCCGAGGCAUUGAUGACAAGCACUGGAACUCUCAAUGCAAGACAUCCCAAACAUAUGUUAGGGCACUGACUUCAGAAAACAAUAAACUUGUAGGCUGGAGAUGGAUAAGAAUAGACACCUCCUGUGUGUGCGCCUUGUCAAGAAAAAUAGGAAGAACAUAA
Messenger RNA from Cygnus atratus (black swan), 850 nucleotides. RefSeq names its product neurotrophin 3 (gene NTF3). Bases 38 to 850 code for a protein of 270 amino acids. Gene Ontology annotation, biological process: memory; nerve development; nerve growth factor signaling pathway. Gene Ontology annotation, molecular function: growth factor activity; nerve growth factor receptor binding. NCBI's taxonomy places the organism in Eukaryota, Metazoa, Chordata, Aves, Anseriformes, Anatidae. The transcript is spliced from 2 exons. The record is from RefSeq and is a predicted model, not a curated record.